Zophobas morio is the source of this 1136-nucleotide messenger RNA. RefSeq names its product inorganic pyrophosphatase (gene Nurf-38). NCBI's taxonomy places the organism in Eukaryota, Metazoa, Arthropoda, Insecta, Coleoptera, Tenebrionidae. The coding region runs from base 22 to 1002 and encodes 326 amino acids. The record is from RefSeq and is a predicted model, not a curated record. The transcript is spliced from 7 exons. Gene Ontology annotation, molecular function: inorganic diphosphate phosphatase activity; magnesium ion binding. Gene Ontology annotation, cellular component: cytoplasm. Gene Ontology annotation, biological process: phosphate-containing compound metabolic process.
AACUCACGUCUAGGGGGAGCGAUGAUCGCUAGCAGAAUACCACACGUGUUGGCAGGCGGCUUGCACAAAUUAAUUUCACAACCGCUCACUAACCGGUUACGUUGUUCCUCCUCGUUGUCUGGCAUUUGUUCCAAUAUGGCAUAUACCAUUGUCGAAAGAGGCUCUCCAUACUCACCUGACUACCGGGUUUACAUCCAAAACAAAAAUGGACCGGUGUCACCCUUGCACGACAUCCCUCUCAUGGUCGACGGGUCAAAAAAGAUCUUCAACAUGGUAGUCGAAGUGCCAAGAUGGUCAAACGCGAAGAUGGAGAUCACGAUGAAAGAAAUUCUCAACCCAAUCAAACAAGACGUGAAUAAAGGAAAACCGCGAUUUGUAGCAAACUGUUUUCCUCAUCAUGGGUACAUUUGGAACUAUGGCGCUUUGCCGCAAACGUGGGAGAACCCGGAACAUUUGGAUGAUGGGACGGGGUGUAAGGGCGAUAAUGACCCCAUUGAUGUGUUGGAAAUAGGGUACAGGGUGGCGAAAAGAGGAGAGAUCCUUCAGGUUAAAAUAUUAGGAACUAUUGCUUUAAUUGAUGAAGGGGAAACGGACUGGAAACUAAUUGCCAUAGAUGUUAAGGACCCUUUAGCAGAUCAAGUUAAUGAUGUUCAAGAUGUAGAGAAACAUUUCCCUGGGUUGCUGAAGGCGUCAGUGGAGUGGUUUAAAAUAUAUAAGAUUCCAGAUGGGAAACCAGAAAAUCAGUUUGCUUUCAAUGGGGAGGCAAAGCCAGCUAGUUUUGCUCUGAAAAUUGUGGAUGAGGUACAUCGGUUCUGGAAGUCUCUUGUCAAUAAAGAAGUUGACGCCAAGGGUAUUUCCUGUGUGAACACAACUCUUGACGGAAAUGCAUUCCAAAUAUCAAUAAACGAAGCCAAGGAGGUAAUAAAUAAAACUCCGCCAUAUUCUCAGCCACAGGCAAUCGAUCCAAUUGUGGAUAAAUGGCACUACGUCCAUUUAAAAUAAAUCAUCAGGGAAGAUAUUAAAACUCACACGUCACAUCAGUGCAUUUAUUUUAAUUUUUUUAUUAGCAAGGACAUAAAGUAUGCUUGGUGUUUUUGCUAUAAUUAUUGUAAGUUAUAAAUAAAGUUUAAAUUAUU